This is a messenger RNA of Perca fluviatilis (European perch), 2888 nucleotides long. It is a transcript of the gene rhot1b, whose product is annotated as ras homolog family member T1. Gene Ontology annotation, cellular component: mitochondrial outer membrane. NCBI's taxonomy places the organism in Eukaryota, Metazoa, Chordata, Actinopteri, Perciformes, Percidae. The record is from RefSeq and is a predicted model, not a curated record. Gene Ontology annotation, molecular function: GTP binding; calcium ion binding; GTPase activity. The transcript has 19 exons. The coding region runs from base 335 to 2365 and encodes 676 amino acids. Gene Ontology annotation, biological process: mitochondrion transport along microtubule; regulation of mitochondrion organization; small GTPase-mediated signal transduction.
GGGCGUGGCGGAAAGCACGCAUGCUAGCGCCCGCUAAUGCUCUUCAAGUUUGUGCGAAGGGCUGACUGUGGUUGAAUACAGCAGCAGCAGCGCUGUCUGACUGACUGAGCCUCGCAGGUGGAAUAUAUAGUAAAAACACCGUGUUAGUAUUCCCGGAGAUGUAACAAUUGUCUAUCAUCUGUUCUGAACCAGUGUAAACCGGAGCUGUCAUGCAAACAUAGUCGUUAGCAAGCGAGCCAGGCCGAGGAGAGCUGGCUAGUUGUAUCCUUCAUCCAGGCAGGAGCAUAAAUGUUUCACACAAGCCAGUUUACCGAGUUUGUCGACGCUGAAGACGAUGCGCAAGGACGUGAGGAUAUUAUUAGUGGGGGAGCCCAAAGUGGGGAAGACGUCUCUCAUCAUGUCCCUGGUCAGUGAGGAGUUCCCAAAUGUGGUUCCCUACCGAGCUGAGGAAAUCACCAUACCUGCAGAUGUCACACCAGAGAGAGUUCCCACACACAUUGUGGACUAUUCAGAGGCAGAGCAGACAGAUGAGCAGUUGUUUCAGGAGAUCUCCAAGGCAAAUGUGAUUUGCAUUGUCUACUCUGUCAACAACAAGAAGUCCAUAGAAAAGGUGACGAGCCACUGGAUCCCCCUCAUUACUGAGAACACAGACAAGGACAGCAGGGUUCCUCUGAUUCUGGUGGGAAACAAGUCGGACCUGGUGGAACACAGCAGCAUGGAGACCAUACUGCCCAUUAUGAACCGGCACAGUGAGAUAGAGACUUGUGUUGAGUGUUCAGCAAAGAACCUGAAGAACAUCUCAGAGCUGUUCUACUACGCCCAAAAGGCAGUUCUGCACCCCACAGGUCCUCUUUACUGUCCAGAUAAAAAAGAUAUGAAGCCACUGUGUGUCAAAGCCCUGACUCGAAUCUUCAAAGUGUCUGACCUGGACAAUGAUGGGAUUCUCAAUGAUAACGAGCUCAACUUCUUCCAGCGGACGUGCUUUAACACCCCACUAGAGUCUCAGGCAUUGGAGGAUGUAAAAAAUGUGGUGAGGAAGAAUUUGAAUGACGGAGUGUGUGACAACGGACUCACUCUGCAAGGCUUCCUCUUCCUCCACACCCUGUUCAUCCAGCGAGGGCGCCAUGAAACAACGUGGACAGUUCUGAGGAGGUUUGGGUACGACGAUGACUUGGAGUUAAAUCAGGACUAUCUCUUUCCUCCGUUGAAACUUCCUCCAGACUGCACCACAGAGCUCAACCAUAAUGCCUACCUCUUCCUCCAGAGCGUCUUUGACAAACAUGACAAGGACCGUGACUGUGCCUUGUCACCAGAGGAGAUGAGGGACCUGUUUGAUGUUUUUCCCUACAUGCCCUGGGGUCCAGAUGUCAAUAACACAGUUUGCACUAAUGACCAGGGCUGGAUCACCUACCAGGGAUAUCUCUCCCAGUGGACGUUAACAACGUAUCUGGAUGUCCAACGAUGCCUGGAGUAUUUGGGUUACCUCGGUUACUCAAUAAUUGCUGAGCAGGAGUCCCAAGCAGCAGGGAUUACAGUGACGAGAGAUAAGAAGAUUGACCUGCAGAAGAAGCAGACGCAGCGCAGCGUCUUCCGCUGUAAUGUCUUUGGAGACAUUGGCAGCGGCAAGAGCAGCUUCCUCCAAGCCUUCCUGGGAAGAAACCUCAUGUGUCAAAAAACGAUUAGAGAGGAACACCGAUCCUACUAUGCCAUCAGCACAACCUAUGUUUACGGCCAGGAGAAAUACCUUCUUCUUCAUGAAGUGUUCCCUGACUUUGACUAUCUGUCUGAUGCUGAUCUGGCCUGUGACAUUGUCUGCCUGGUCUAUGAUGUCAGCAACCCUUACUCCUUUGAAUACUGCACCAAAGUCUUCAAGCAAUACUUCAUGGACAGCAAGAUUCCAUGUAUGAUGAUAGCGGCGAAGUCAGACCUGCCAGAGAUCAAACAGAUCUACGGCUGCAGUCCUCUGGAGUUCUGUAGGCGGCACAAGAUGCCACCUCCCCAGUCCUUCACAUGUAACACUGCAGCAGCACCCAGCAGAGACAUCUACACUAAACUUACCACUAUGGCCAUGCACCCCCACGCCCGGCUGCGCUGCAUGUGCACUUGUAACCGGUGCACCUUCUGCUUGUGUCAAAACUUCCUCAACUCUGAGCUGCUGCAGACGGUCAGGGCCAAACUCUACGCUGUUGUACUCAUAAGGUUCUUUUUACCUUUUACAACCCUCUCUUUACCUCUGCUCACUUCUCAGAUUUGUCGCCAUCGUCCCCUCAAGCUCGUCCCGUUUAUUUCUCCUCAUUUUUUGCUUGCCAUCUUUGUGCCAAGUUGUAGUAUUUUAUACGAUUUCCCAGAAAUUAGAAUAGAAUAAAAGUGUAUAUCACUCACAUUUUCUACAUCAUCGUUUCCUGCCACAAUUUAUUCUUACCCCUUGUUUCAUGCUGUCAGAGUCCUUUUGAGUUUGUCAUUUUCUAUCUAAAAAACCUCACUCUUCAUUUUCUCUCUACCUUCUUUGAUAUUGCUUGUGAGCUUCCUGUACAACAGUAGGAUUAAAAGCCUUUCCUUUUCUAUUUUGAUCUCAGUCCCAUUGUCAUUCGGUUGGAGUCAACUUCCUUGUUGUCAUCUUGUUUGCUCUGUUUCUUGUCUUGUCUCAUGUCAUAUCUAUAAUCCUGCAUGUCCCUCAUCUGUUUGACUGGCUUUUUCUUCAGCAUAUUCAGUAUAACCAUGUUUCUAUAUCCCUGUUCUGUCAUUUCAUCCAUAUUUUCUUAGUUUCAUGUUAUUUAUUUUCACAUCAUCCUUCUCAGGAACACCCCGUCUCUUUACUCUUUACUGUCCUUCACUUCACCCUGUCUCUGUAUUGAUCUCUCUCUCUCUCUGGGCCUUCUUCUCUCGGU